Molecule: messenger RNA, 2560 nt
Organism: Exaiptasia diaphana
Lineage: Eukaryota; Metazoa; Cnidaria; Anthozoa; Actiniaria; Aiptasiidae
Product: nodal modulator 3
Exons: 25
Coding region: 154-2544 (796 amino acids)
Cellular component (GO): endoplasmic reticulum membrane
Molecular function (GO): carbohydrate binding
Source: RefSeq, a predicted model, not a curated record
CCAUCCAGAGUCCAUCCAUUGUCGUUGGUUACUCAUAAUUUAGCUGUGUUUUGUGCCAAGAAAAACUUGCUUCUUUGAUGGUGUUUGCUGCUAUAGUUAAGCUCUCUUUAUAAGCAAUUUCAAGAGCAUUAUUUAUUUAGGUAGAGGUAAAAAAUGGACUUCAAAUUUAAAGCAAUCUUUCACGUGUUGGUCGUGGUAAUUAUGUUGAAGAUGGCGCAACUGGUGUACUCACAAGACGUCGUUGGAUGCGGUGGAUUUGUGCAGUCAGAAGUAGAAAUAAACUAUUCACUAAUAGAGAUUAAAUUAUACUCCAAGCAAGGAAUCAUGAAGUAUAAAACAGAAUGCGCCCCCAAUAAUGGCUAUUUUCUUAUCCCMUUAUAUGAUAAGGGAACAUUUAUUCUUAAGAUUGAACCACCAUCUGGCUGGAGUUUUGAGCCAAAAAGUGUAGAAUUGAACAUUGAUGGUACUAAUGACAAGUGCAGCAAGGGAGAAGACAUCAACUUUGUAUUCACUGGUUUCUCUCUAACUGGAAAGGUGUUAAGCAAAGGUCGUAAGGAAGGACCAUCAGGAGUUGAAAUAACACUUARAAAUAAAGAUGUUGAAAAGAAAACAACCACUUCUGAUAGCGGAGUGUUUAUAUUUACUCGAGUAAUGCCUGGGACAUACAAAGUUAUAGCAAGUCACAGUACUUGGACAUUUGAGAAGGCUGAAGCUGAGAUUGUGGUUAAAGACAGAACUACAGAGUUGUCUGAUAGCCUGAUAGUUUCUGGAUAUGAUGUUAAGGGUCAUGUGAUCAAUGAAGGUCAGCCUAUCAAAGGAGUACAAUUUCUUCUUUUUUCUAAGACUGAAACUGUCAAUACAAUAAGCACUGGUUGUACUCCAAUGUCUCCAGAAACACUACAAAAAAUCCAGCCCAAGACAGAUGGUGGUAAACCAUUGUGCAUGGUGCAGUCUGGUGCUGAUGGUUUGUUUGCUUUCCCCAGUGUACCCAGUGGAGAUUAUGUGCUGGUUCCAUUUUAUCAAGGACAGCACAUAACCUUUGACGUUGUACCAACAAAAUUGACUUUUAGUGUCAAUUACAAGAGUGUAGUUUUAAAGACUCCUUUCCAAGUUCAUGGCUUCUCAGUUGUGGGCAAAGUUUUAACACCUGAUGGUCAUGGAAUCAGCGAUGUUGCAAUUUCUGUAGAUAAUGGGAAAAAGACAAAAACAGAUAACUCAGGGAUGUACAUCCUGGAAAAUAUAUCUACUGGAACUUACAGAAUACAGGCAAACAAGGAAGACUUCUUCUUUGAUGAUCAAACUGUUCAAGUCAAUCCCAAUACCCCAAAACUGCCUGAUAUCAUGCCAUCAGGGUACAAUCUUUGUGGUAAACUUGUCAUUGAUGUCUUUCCUGCUGGGGUUGUUCAGAUGAGCAGAAGAAAAGUAACCUUGACAACAGAAGGAGCACCCAUUAGCAGCAGGUCAGCAUCUGCAUCUGUCAAUCAAAAGGGUGUAUACUGCUUUAGAGUGGCAUCAGGCGUGCAUACUGUACAGCCUGUGAUAACAAMCAGUGAAGCAAAAGCUGGUCUUGUGAUGAAGCCUAAAGAACAGAUAAUAACAGUUACCAACAAGCCAGUUAAAGACAUUGUAUUCACUCAGUUUAGAGCAACAGUUAGUGGGCAUGUKACUUGUAUUGGGGGUAGUUGUAAAGGGACUUCWGUUUCGCUGGCUUCAGUUUCACAGCAAGAUCAAACCAAGGUUGUUGUACAGGUUACUGAUGGAAAUGAUGGUGCUACUUUUUCCUUUAAAAAUGUCUUGCCAGGAAAGUAUAAAGCCACUGUGAUCCAAGAGAUGUGGUGCUGGAGYAAUAAGACUAUUGAAUUUGUGAUUGGUGACAAGGAUGUUACUACACUUAAAUUCACACAGUCAGGAUUCAUCCUUAAAUGCAGUCUGUCRCAUCCUAUAACACUGAAUUUUUCCUUGGAAAACAAGAAAGAAGUUGUUGGGUCAUUUGACCUGUUUAAAGGGAUCAACAGAUUUUGUCUUUCUGAACCAGGUGUCUAUAGUCUUGUGCCUAAGUCKUGCCAUCGUUUUGAACAAGAUGUCUACAGCUACAACACUGGUUCCCCAACUGUUCUGACACUUACUGCCACCCAGCACUUGAUGUCUGGAGUCAUCACUACUAARGAACCAGCMCARGACUUGAAGGUCAAAAUAAGGUCUUUGAAGACUAAUGAAGUUGUUAUAAUUGGACCUUUGUCAUCAAGUGAUGAAACUACACCAAGCUAUAACUUCUCUCACUGGGGAAGCAAAGGGGAAGAAUUUGAAGUAACACCUUUAUCAUCUAUCAUUCUGUUUUACCCACCAAGCAAGACUGUCACCAUUACAGAUGAUUGCCCCGGGGCUUUAGUACAACUUGAAGGAAGGCAAGGAGUCUUCUUGGARGGCAAGGUAACCCCACCUUUUGCAGGUGUGGAGAUAACAAUAACARCUGAAAAGAUUGGGAAUGAGUUACCUAUGCAGCCUAUCAAUAUCCUUACAGAUGGCAAUGGGACAUACAGGUAGGAAAGGAGUUUUGUAG